AUGCGGUCUCAGGUGUUCUCCCUCUCCGCGAACACAACCUUUCUGCGACAAGCUCUUCCUGUUCUCGUCAAACCCUACAACGCCCUUCUCUCUACCACCGCUCUCCGCCGUCCCUUCCUCCUCUUCUCUGCCUCUGAUUCACAAACCCUCCCACGCAGUACUCCACUUCUUGCACCCCUCAACUUAUUCCCCACCAAUUCUCUCCGCAACUUCACUUCACGCGCCACCCAUGUCAACGAUGCUGGCUCCGUCGAUUUGCCUCUCAUUCAGUCCAUGCACAACAAGAUAAAGGAACAACUCAAUGCAGAAUCUGUCGUCGUUAAGGAUGCUUAUGGUGAUGGUCGGCAUGUUAGCAUUGAUGUGGUAUCUACUGCCUUUGAGGGACAAUCAGCCGUUAAUAGGCAAAGGAUGGUUUAUAAAGCUAUAUGGGAGGAGCUUCAGAGUGUUGUCCAUGCAGUUGAUCAGAUGACUACUAGCACUCCUGCUGAAGCAGCAGCACGAAGUGAUAAAGGAUCAUGA
Molecule: messenger RNA, 519 nt
Organism: Sphenostylis stenocarpa
Lineage: Eukaryota; Viridiplantae; Streptophyta; Magnoliopsida; Fabales; Fabaceae
Source: the annotation of a GenBank genome assembly